UUGACAAGAAGGAAGAAUCGGGCAACAAACGGAGAACCUGUUGUUCGCAGGAGAGGAUUGAGGAAUGUAGACUCGCCGCGAAUUCCAUCAUGAAUACCAAAAUAAAUCCGCAACAUACGACGAAUUCGUAUAACGGAGAUACUAUAGGAAGGGACAGUCCAUCAGCAUUGUUAGAAGUGCUUGCAGAAGUUGCAUCUCAAACGUUGCAUUCGGAAAAGAAGCGUAUUAAUUCACUGCUGACAUUGCAAUGCAAAUCUGCAAAAGUAGCAAGUGUAAAACGGAAGGAAUCAUGCUUUACUGUAUCACAGCUUCUAUCCAUGCCUGUUUCUCAUCUUGUUAAACAGUUUACUAUUUUUACAAGUGAUGAGCUCAAAAAACAAUAUUCUUAUACUUGCGCAUUAGUGCCUGAUUGCCAAAAAAAAUAUACCAGCUUUGCUAGCGAAGAAAAGGCAAGAGUGUCCAUUAAAAAUCAUUUAGAAGAGCAUUUAGAAUAUUUAAAAGCAGAUAAAGAAACUUAUGAUACAUUUAUAGCAAAAAGUGUAAACCAUAAGAGUUUGAAGACUAAUUUGCAAAGUAAGAAAAAUCGGGUGCAGCAGACAAAGAAACCUCAAGAAACAUUAAAUAAGGAGAACAAAGAUGUGAUAGUGGAAAAGUCUACAAAUUAUUUCCGUAAAAUACUUUUAAAUGAUAUAAAUAUCAAAGAAAACGAGAAGCAGAAAUGUUUUCAGAAAUUGGAAAAUAAGGAAACGCACAAUUCUGAAAUGAAGAAAUCUGAGCAAAUGGAUACUAAAGUUCUCGGUGAUCACAGUUAUUUUGAACGAUUAGAAGAUGACAUACCUGAUAAGAAAGAAAUGUCAUCUUUUAAUAAUGUUCUUGAUAAUACAACGGGAGAAGAACAUAUUGUAUUAAUGGUUGUUGGCACCGAUAGUGUACAUACGAAAGAAUAUUCCCACGUCAACCAAAAACUGGCUGAAAACACAAAUCAUCAAGAUUCCGAUCUCUGUUCCUCAGAUGAAACACGGAUCAGAAACAUGGAAAUAUCCAAUACGACCAAGCCUAAAGGAAAAGCAAAGUUUAUUGGCACAAGUAAGGAAGAAAGGGAAAUGGCACUAGCAUAUAUAGAGCGAAUUAAGAAGAAGGGCAAUCCUACAGGAAGCAAUCUUCAGUGUCGCAUUUGUGAUCCACCUCGUAGUUUCACAGCGCCUACGACUUUAGUGUCUCAUUAUCGGAGUCACGCUGGAAUAAAACCAUAUGAAUGUCGAAUAUGUAGAGCGGUCUUUACGAGAAGACACAGUUUGAAGUACCACAUGUUGAUUCAUCAAAACCAAACGCGCUUCACGUGCACAGAUUGUGGAAAAAAGUUCAGGCAUCCAUCACACUUUAGGGAGCAUCAACGUAGACACACUGGAGAAGCACCAUUUGGAUGUGACGACUGUGGACAACGAUUCAAAACGAGAAAUACUUACAAACGUCAUCUAAAGACACGACACGGGAAAAUUCUCACGACGGUUGGGGAAGUUUUUCAUCUGUCCGAAGAAGAUUUUCAGAAGGUUCGGACCAAUCGAAGAAAGAAGGAUUGUAUUCCGGAAGCUAUAAUGAAUGUGGAUGACGUCGCGUCCAAUGUAAUCGUGGACUUUGGAAAUCACUAUGACAAAGCGCAGGCUGUCACAGAUCCAGCGGAAGAAUAUGUUCUGAAAGAGGAUAUUGACGAUAUUGACAGUAACUGGGAGACGAAAGGUACAGUACAAGUUGUUGAUAAAUGUUUUGAGACUUUUGAGAUUUACUCGGAAUCUCAAUUGAAUAAGACUGAUGGUAUAGAGACUGAAAUAGCUAUAGAUUGUAGAUAUCCCGACAGCAACAUCGAGAUGGAAUGUAUUAACGAUGGACAAAAUGGCCUACUAGAAUUGAAAAAUUCUUUUUACAGUAAUUUAAAAGUAACCAAUAAUGAAGAAGAGGAAAUUGCUUAUCAACAUAACAUUGAAGAUCAGAACAAAACUUUUGAUUGUAGUAACGAAAUAAGUUGCGAAUACUCUGAACUACAUUGCAAUAACGAAAUUGUGAAAGUGGCAGAAGACGAAGACGUAACAACGCAUGAAGUAAAUAUAGAUUUUUCAGAGGAACAAAAUAGAAGCAGUUCACAUGUAAUGCAGAAGCCUACACACGAUUAUCAUUAUCAGGGAGUAUAUGACAAUGAUAUGCAAGAAAAGUUCGAUCCAUACGUUUUAAAACAUUUAAAAACAGAAGAGGUGGAAACUACAAGUUCCGAGGAAAAUAAUCAAAAGCACGAUGAAAAAUACAAUACGCACCUUAUUAUCACAGAGGACAAUGCUGUAAACGAAAAAUUCAAUAAAUAUGCCAAUAGUUUCGAUAUCGAGAACAAAGAAUGUGCAGGAAAUAAUAUUGCCUUUUGUGCGCAGAUCGCAAAUACGAAUGUCAAUAUUCAGCAAACGAUCGAUGAAGCUGAAGAAGAAGUUACUCCGCAAAACAAUACACCACAGGAAAACAAAUGUGUAUGUAAAUAUGUCGCGACCGAUUCGACAAGAAUCGUAAAUGUCUCUACAAAAGAGACAAAUAUGAAGGUUGAUGAACAAAAUAAUCGUUAUUUAUACAUUCAUACUGAGCCGUUGAAUAAAAUCACGCAAAGUAAAUGCAGAAACAUGCCUUAUAAAAUCAAGUUGUGUCGCGAUCAACAAAAUCAAUUGCAAGCGAAAGAGGACAGCUGUAAGAAAAUUAAAGUUUUAAAUGGGAACUUACGAGCAAUUAAUAUAAAGCAAUCUGAAAAACAAAAUGCAAUUUUGCUUGUGUCUGAUGAUAAUUUAAAGGAUGGCAUUUUUCAAAUUGACAAAAGUAAUAUUUCUGUCGAAGGUCUAAAGAGAUAGAUGAUACACAAUUUUUACAGUAAUAACAAUAUUUGUACAAUAAAAUACAGUGUACAGUUUAGUGUUAAUCAUAUUCGGGAUAUAUUUUGUACUAACGUAGCAAUGCUAAUAGACAUUGAUUAAGAUAUAUAUGCAAUAAUUCUUGUAACAUAUAAUAAUCCUAGAAAGAAAAACAUAAAAAAAAAAACAUUUUUCUCUCGCUUAUGUAAAUAUUUGGAAGGCAAACCCAAGUAGAAAUAAUUUUAUUUCUCCGCUCUGUUACAAUGAAAUGAACGGACUAAUGAAAGUUUCCAUUUAAUUUUUCUGCAGACUAUUAAAAGAAAUGAAAGUCGAUAAUAUAGGCAUUUAUAUGUUUUAUAAUUAAAGACUUAUUUGUGCAAUUUUUAAAAGAAACGUCACUACGAAGUAUUGAGGUAAGCUGACAUUAACACCAGUUAUUCGCAUUUAUUAAUUUUUGCGUUUAAUAUGAAAUUUGUCCAGAAUUUUAUAAUCUUUAGCGUUUUAUUCUCACAUAUACAAAUUAUGUGACUUUAUUUAUAGUCUCAUUUACUUCUCUUGUUAGGGAAGAUCUUACUAACUUGUAUUUAAUAGCAAUCAUAAAAAUAUGAUGGAGUGCCAAAUAUACGAAAGCAUGUUAGCAAUUGCAUAUUCUUAGCAUAGUUAAAAAAAUAAAAAAAAAUAU
Messenger RNA from Linepithema humile (Argentine ant), 3561 nucleotides. RefSeq lists its product as uncharacterized. Gene Ontology annotation, molecular function: RNA polymerase II cis-regulatory region sequence-specific DNA binding; DNA-binding transcription factor activity, RNA polymerase II-specific. Lineage: Eukaryota; Metazoa; Arthropoda; Insecta; Hymenoptera; Formicidae. The record is from RefSeq and is a predicted model, not a curated record. Gene Ontology annotation, biological process: regulation of transcription by RNA polymerase II.